CUGUGGUAUCACUGAGGCAAUACUUUCCCCCAAAAGAUUAGUGUGUAUAUUUUUACCUUAGUGUGUGCAAUGUGUGUAUAUUAAUAUAGUUGUUGUUAUUGAAAUUAUUAUUAUUAUAACUAUUUUAUCAUCGUCAGCGUGUAAAUAAACUUUAUUUUCACAUAUAAUCUGGAUCAAAAACAACAGCAAAAAGAUCGACGCCAACCAAACGACAGCGCCAUAUAAGGCUGUAAGAGAGCAGCAAAAACACGAAGACGACAAAACAGUGUGUAUAUGUAUAAAAAGUCAUGAACAAUUUAGCAAAGUGAUGGCGAUUGAAACGCUUUAAAACGCUUAGUCGCUUAAUGCAUUGAUGGUGGUCGCUGUCGUUGUUUUCGUUGUCGCCAUCAUCAUCGUCGUCGUAUACAGUCUUUUAUUUGCUCUCUGUUGGUCCAAAUCGAAAAUUUUAAUCAAUCAUGAACAACUUUUUUUAGUGUUAAUUUUUUAAUCAAAAUUACCAGAUAGCUUUUAAAAUGACGCGUGUUACGUGAUACUCUUAUCAAUUGAUGUGUGAUUUUGCAGUGGAUUUAUUUCGGAUAUAUUAUGUAUUUAUAUCGGAUUCAAUCGAAAAAUAAUUAAAGUUUAAUUGAAUUCAAGAGAUAUAUAUUGAAUAAUUUAAAAACGAAACAGAAACAAAUAAAAUAAAACCCAAACGAAAACGAGAAAAGCACGCUAAAACAACAAAAGUUUCGAGGGGCAAAAAAGACGAAUCCAAUCGAAGCAAACAGUCAAAAAAGCAGAUGAGAAUUUCCUUUGAAGCAGCAAGCACAAUUACAGCGUUUGAUGUCCCGUGUACGAGAUUAGAGAAGUGUGUGUGUCUGUGUUUAUGUGUGCAUGUUGGUAGUCACUCGAAUCUAAAUCAAAAUCAUCAUCGGAUGAAUUAAAGCGAAUGUGAAUAUUUUCCAUGGAAAAAAAGAAGAAAACAAAAAUCGAAUAAGAAGUAUACUUUAUACAUGUACCACAGAUAAACACGAAUACAAUCAACACGUGAUCAAACUAAUCCUGCCUAUUUGACGAACUGAUGAACUGCGAUUCGAGCUGAUUCGAUGACAGGACAUUUCUUUCAUAUAAAACGAACACCACAUUAAGUGCUAACACAAGUUAUUUUUGUUUUGCCGACGAAUACAAGAGUGAGAGCGACAGAGUGGGAGACCGAAGAAUCCAAGAAGAUUAAUUUUUGUUUCUGUUUUUGUUUUUGUUGUUGGUCGAAAUCUCGGUUCGGCAGCGAUAUUCUGUUACGGUCUGUUUUUUUACUAUUAUACACAGAUAAAUUCUGUGUGUGUUUGUGUGUGUGCGCUUUACCGAACGAUUUUUGGAAACCGGAAAAAUGUCAGAUUUAGAGCGAUUAAGAUUGGUUAUACUGGGAGGACCUGGUGUUGGAAAAUCGUGCAUUGUUAAGAGAUUUCUAUUUAAAAGCUACUCGGACAAAUAUCGUGCAACCAUCGAAGAUCUCUAUAAUCGUGAAUAUGAUUUUGGAAAUGUAACACUAAAGGUCGAUAUAUUGGAUACAUCCGGCGACCAGCAAUUUCCUGCGAUGCGACGCUUAUCAAUAGCAACGGCACAUGCAUUUAUGCUCGUGUAUGCAUCAACAUCUGCAUCAAGCUUUUUAAGCGUAAAAAAGUGUUUUGAAGAGAUUAGAGAACAAAGAGCCGAUUAUCAGGAAAUACCGAUUGUCGUUGCCGGUAAUAAAUUGGAUUUAGCAUCAACUCAUCGAGAAGUUCAAAUUGAAGAUGUUUCCGAGUGGGUUUUUUGUGAGCUACCAAAAUUAAGAGUCAAGGUGAUCGAAUGUUCUGCAAAGGAUGACAUCAAUGUUUUGGAAUGUUUUCGUACGAUUGUAUCGCUGUCACGGGUUUUGCAUAUUGAUGGUGGUGGUGAUGAUAGUACAUCUGGCUUAAAAAGACGUUCCUCGGCAUAUGUUAGCGCAACAAGCAAAGCAAGAGGCCGUUUAAGUCAUUCAGCUGUCGGCGAUAAAUCACAGGUACAAGAUACAGGAAGUGGAUCAGGCGAUGCUGCACCAAUAGUAACAGAAAAUAGAAUUAAACCAAGAUCAAGAUCAUUGAUACGACGAUCGUCUCGGAAGGCCAAAGCACAAAUUCGCAACACAUCCGAAGAUUGUCAAAUUCAGUAAAUAUCAACAUAUAAGUCUGAAGGAGGAAGCUUAUCAUUCAACUUUAAACAAACUUAUAUACCCCAAAACACACACUCAAAAUAUCAAAUAUUAUUGAACAAAAACAAAAUACAACAGCAAACAUGUGUCCAAUUUACCCUACAGAAGCUUACUAAAAGUCCUGAAAAUGUUCCAUAAAAUAAUGAAUUUUGUGAUUUUACAACAUUAAUGAAAUCAAAACUCCGUCAGAGGGUUUCACUAAACAACAAGAAAAAAAAAUGAACAAAAAAAAUUUAUCUAAAAUUAAAAAAAAAAAACGUUACACAUUUUUUAUAGCCGCUCAGGCUAAUUUUUUCGAGAACUGUUAUAUCAUAUGUAGAAUUUGAAAAUGAAAAACGUCCGUCAUAAUCAUAAAAAUUAUUACAUUUAACAAAACAAAAAAGAGAACAAAUUGAUAGUACGAGUUUUAAACAAAGAAAAAAGAAUUUUCAAGUAUUAUUAUUACCCGAUAUCAUCGUUAUUCUAUUUAGAAAAGAUAUACAAAGCAAUGCGAUUAUUUGCUCAAUUUCCUAAUCGAAAAUCAAGUAAAACAGCAUAUGAAUGAGUUAUAUCAUGCGUACGCGAUGUGUUUGUGUGUGCGUUUGUGUGUACGUUUUGUGCAUUUAGCAAAGGCAUUAUUGGUUUCUAAGAUGAUGUCAUGUGGUUGGUGUGUCAUUGAACGUGCUGCGUCAACCAAUGACUCUUCAUAUAAUAUUUUGCACAUAUUUCAUACAAUAUACAAUAAUUGCGUCUCUGAAUGUUCGUAACCAAAUCGAUGAAUCAAAUUUCUAGCACGCUAUUUAUUCGAAUUAUUAGCAAUUUAUCGAUGGCAUUCGUAAUAAUAAAAGACAAGAACACCAAAACAACAAUCCAAUAUUGUUGAUCGCCUCAUACUCACAUAGACACAUACAUAUACACAAAGGAAUGUAUGUCUCUUCAUAUCAAUUUCGUUAUUUGUUUUCUAAUAUUCAAUUCGUCUAUCGGAUUAAUUCCAAAAUACAUGGCCCGUAAAUAAUCAAACGAAUCAUUUUAUGAAAAUCAUUUGUAAAUUGUGCAAUUAAUCGCAUUCAAGCAUGUUAUUCAUUUUAUCGGUUUUAAUGAAUGAUAACAACAACAAAACACCAUUAAAAUCAACAACUAGACAAAAAAAAGUCAACAAAGUUUCGGAAAAUACAUUUAUUAAUUUGUAAAAAAAAAAUAUAGGAGAGAGUGCGGUAAAACCGCCGCUAAAAACUUGGACAUCAAACUCCAGUGAUCGAAAUUGUCACGUAUUGUUAGUAGUCUUGCCAUUGAAUAUAGCUUCAAAUUUGAACAUUUAUUUCAUUAUAUUUCCAGUUUUUUAAAGUUAUUUUUCAUGGUUUUUCACCAAAGUCAAUGAAAAAGUGAAAAAAAUGAUAGAACUACUACUUUUCUCGUUUUUAAAUAAAUAGUAAACAUUUUGAGAAAGUAAAGUUCAAAUUUUGCGCCAUAUAUAAGAAAGAUCCACGUUUAGUUAGAUGGUCAAUCGAAUGGUGUUUCGGUUGAAUGGCGGAACAUUUCGCGAAAAUACUUCGUUCAUUUGGCGAAAAAAUACAUUCGUGAAAUGUUCUGGCACUCGUUUUGGUUGGCUUCCAUAAAAAAAGUUAUAUUAGAGAUGUUUCCACUAUGGCUGAAUUUUCCCCCAUACUCCUCGUUGCUAUCACAUAUUGGGCAGCAGUGAAAAUAAUUUUCUCCAUGAUUGCAUUUCAUCCGUCUACCCAUGUUUGGCAUCCGUUUUUACAAAGCACCUAUCAUAUUGCAAAUAUUUAUAUACAGCACACAGGCUAGAAAACAAAAAUGCAGAAAAUUAUGUAAUGAAGUACGAAAUCAAAUAUUUUUCCUGUUCUGACCAUUGAUUGCAAUGCAAACUAGAGCACGAACACAAGCGGAGAGAUUUCGAGAGGAAACUAUGUCCAAUUAUAAUGUGAAAUACCAAGGGGAUAGCCACGAAUUGUGUGAUUUGAUUUAAUGAGCUGGACAAAUACGGAUGACGUACAAUAAUUAGAAUUGAUAGGAAAACGGGGCGAAACAGGUCAUUCUACUUGUUUGUGUUUUUUUAAAUAAAUAUAUAUACUCUUAAAAUUUCUUCGAAUUUGUAUUCUGAAUUCAAUGAACACGUCUGAGUAUGCAUUUUCUUUCAUACGGUGUGCGUGUGUGCGGAAAAGUAAUAAUUAAGCGUAGAUUGUUUGAUUUUACAUAAUUAAAGUUUAAGGCGAUACUAUUGUAUUUUUCUUCAUUCAAAAUUCAUCACUGUUUUUAAAACGAAAUUGCACCAUACAAAAUGAAGCAUCUUUUAAAAUAAUGCCCAGCAAAAUCGCCAUCGUAGCUAACCCCUUGGAUAAAACAUAAAUUCUAUCACCGUUUCCAAACGGUACAAUUAUAAUAUUUAUUAUUAAUUUUGAAAAAUUGUUACGGUAUGUUUAAAUCUAUGGAUUAAAACUAAGUUGUUUUUUCUUCCUCUUUUUUUUGUCAAAUUGUAAAGUGAACGGGACUAUGCAAGAAUGAAUUUGACUGAAUAUUCAAUGGAGAUGCAGCUGAUUAGCCGAAUAUUUGCAAACAUUUCAAUUUUGCGGCAUUUAUUAACUCAGCAAUGUAUGAAACAGAACACUUUCUAACAUACAAUGAUUUUUGGAUAGGAUAGAUUCGUAAGAUCUCCGCAAGAUCCGGAUACAAGCGUGCAUACGUAGUCGCAUGAUACAUACAUUAGUUAUUCCGCAUUGCUAUGGCAUGAUUAUAUAUGUAUUUAUUGGAUUAUUCGGAUCUUAAGGAGAUCUUACGAAUCUAUCCUAUCCAAAAAUCAUUGUAUGCUUUCUAACCUAUACAAAUAUUCGCAUUUGAAUUUAACUCAAUAAAUUUGUCCAAAUCGAAAUAUAUCAAAUAACCAGCGAUUGAAAAAGAUCUCUUGAAUAUUUAAUCAUUUACAUUCUGCGAGGGGUGCGAUGCACACGAAAAAAAAAAUAUGCACAGCAAAAGUGGAAGCGAAUAUAAAUGAAAAAUUGAUAAUGAAAAAUCCCCGAUAUUAAUGCGCACAUGCUUGCACCAAUAUACAUUCCAUAUAUGGAUUGGUAUUUUAUUGACCAAAUAUGAUAGACUCAAUUUUGAAAAUGUUUCUCCUCAUCGUGGAAUCGGUCACAGCUAUGACAAAGUAAACAAUUGAAAUGGCAUGAAUUUCAUUUAUCAUCAAACGAACGAAAUUGGUGCGAUUUUCUGUAGCACAUUUUCGGUUUCAGUUUAAUUCAUUGCAUAAUCGAUAUUGUAUAUGGAUAUAAAUGGAUACGUAAAACAUAAUCUCAUGAAGAGAUUUUUCCAUUGAAACAAAAAAAAAACAACAACAAAAUAUCCAUCUCGCCCGAAAAAUCUCCGCCAAGAGAAUGAGCUCAUCAUCCGAACCAUCUUUAUGGGGUAUCAAAUGUAUAUAUAUAUCGCAAACGAAACUUCAACCUUUUUACCAAUUGAUGAUAUUGAUGAUAUUGAUGAUAUUGCUGGGUGAUUGUGCCAUAACUCACACACUAAAACAGGCGUGUGCGGUAGUAAUCAAUUCGACAUUUCAACAAUUCUUUGGUUAGUUAUUGCUCGAUAUAUGCUUGUUUGUGUUUGUGUGUGUGUAUUUGGAUAGGAACGAGAAGACACACACAAGUGAGAGAGAAAACAAAAUUCAUAGUGUAAAUGGAUAUUGCUUUAAUUCGCCGAAUGGAUAUUGUGAUCGAUUACCAAAGUGCAUUUUUGGAACGCAGACCGUCUGAAUUCUUUCAAAAAAAAAUUUGCCUGAUGAGAGAUCUAUGAGAACAUAACAGCUAGCCAUAAAUGCCACAACACUCUUAUAGACACUUGUAUGAUAUUGAAAUUUCAUCAAUUUUAGUUAAUUCAAUGGCCAAAGCUACCAUUGUCAAUACAUUUAUGCUCGCUCCCUUGCUUUGUGCUCCCCACAUAAUCCGAAUUGAAAAUUAAAUUAAAAAUUAAAAAAAGUGUUUUUUUUUUUAUUUAGUAAAAAGUUGUGCGACCGUUUUGUCGUAGUAAGGAAACUAUGUUAACGUUUUAGAAAGUCAUCAAUUGAUUUCGAAAAUUAAUAAGCUCCUUUGAGAACAAUAUCGUUAUUAAAUUUUGACGGCGAUUAAAAUUUGCCGAGACUAUGUUAAGCCCGAACCAUUUUGAAAAUUACGAUGAACAUUCAGUACUAUUUAUUAUUA
Contarinia nasturtii (swede midge) is the source of this 6390-nucleotide messenger RNA. RefSeq names its product GTP-binding protein Di-Ras2. Gene Ontology annotation, molecular function: GTP binding; GTPase activity. The record is from RefSeq and is a predicted model, not a curated record. The transcript is spliced from 8 exons. Lineage: Eukaryota; Metazoa; Arthropoda; Insecta; Diptera; Cecidomyiidae. The coding region runs from base 1367 to 2167 and encodes 266 amino acids.